AUGUUCAGCUCUCGUCACCCGGAAGACCGAUUCCGGCUGCGCAUGCACCGAGCGCGCUCCGUCGACCUGACCGACGACGAGCUCGUCGAGAUCCGCGCCGCCCAACGCACGUUCGAAGGCGCCUACGUCCGCACGGCGCUCUCGCAGCUGUCCUUCUCCCUCGUCGUCCUCAAGAUCUUCACCUCGGAGUUCUACUCCAUCGGCGCCCUGUUCGCGGCGUACGCCUUCAGCUUGCUCCUAGUUAGUGCCUAUCGGAGACAGCAGGGGAACAGGCAGUUCUUCACGGAGCUGGGCGACGAUGGACUGGCCAUGAAGAGAUUCGUCACGAGCGGGAACGUCGUGGUUGCCGUCACGGCUUUGACCGUCGCCGCGAUUGUAAGUCUGCUGGUCUUGACUUUGAGAUUGGAGACUUGA
Cladophialophora carrionii CBS 160.54 is the source of this 414-nucleotide messenger RNA. RefSeq lists its product as uncharacterized. The record is from RefSeq and is a predicted model, not a curated record. Lineage: Eukaryota; Fungi; Ascomycota; Eurotiomycetes; Chaetothyriales; Herpotrichiellaceae. The coding region runs from base 1 to 414 and encodes 137 amino acids. The transcript has a single exon.